UUAAGAGUAAAAUAUAUAUAAAGAAAGAUAAGUACAAAAAAAGAAAAGAAAUAGAAAAAAAGAAAGAAAAAAAUUGGCUUUUCAAAAAGAUUAGCUUUUCAAUAUAAGUUAUUACUCACUGGCCAUUUUUGUGGCCAGGUUGCAAUCACUUCACGGACCACUAGUGGGCUAUGGCCCACAGGUUGGGGACCCCUGCUCUAUUAUACUAUACUGUAUCUUGGUUUUGUAUCAUUGUUUGGGUAUAAAAUAUUCUGGAAAUAAAGAGAAUGUGGUUGAAUGAACAAUGCUUAGUCACAUCAUAUGGGGAUUCAGACAACCUCUAAUGAGUACCUAAUAUCAACCAAUAGUAUAAAUUAUUUGGUAUAGAUAGAUACUAAGUAAAUAAGGAGUCCCUGAGGAUUUUACUCUGCUAGUCAUUGCUGACAAAAGGGGGCGGUACUCAUCUUCAUUUCAAGACUAUUGAGCUAGUGUCGUCCAAAGACAUUUCCACAAUUAUGUGGCCAGCAUGAUGUCAUGAAGCACGGUUACCUUCCCACCAAAGUGGUACCUAUUUAUUUAUUCGCAUUUGCAUGUUUUUGAAUAGCUAGCUUGGCAGGAGCUGGGAUGAGGAUGGGAGCUUACCCCAUUGUAUGGUGUUUGGGUAUCGAACUUGGGCUGUCUGGCUUUCCAAUCAACAAGCCCAGCAUCUUAACCAUUCAGCCACUGUAUCACCCUUAUAGAUAGAAGUUGCCCCAAGGGCUAAUCUAAAUAAGCAUAACUAUAUCUCUGAAAUUGUUUGCUCUGUAAUGACACGUAUACCUAUCACACCAAAGUAAAUGACUUUUAAGGUCCUACAGAAAGAAGCAUUUCUUUGAAAGAGCUUCUAUCUUCAUAUCACCACAUGCUUACCAUUUAGUCUUUGGACCUGAAUCACAGCACAACCUAACAUUUAAUAGCAAAAGAGCCUUCAACUGAGGUUUAGUCAACACAUGGACACAUGGAUUCUCAGGAUCAGUGUUAGAAGAAUAAAUUUGGGCUAAUCUAAGCUGGAAUUACAUAAGAAUGAGACUGGACAUGCUGUUUGAAAAGGAAGAUGCUUAUUCGAGAACAUAAAAGACAUCAUUCAGAGAGUCUCAAGACCUUUUUUACAUCGUGGUGACCAAAACUGGAUGUGGUAUUCCAAGUGUGGCUUUACCCAGGCAUUGUAAAGUGGUAUCAACACUUCACGUGAUCGUAUUAACACUUCAUUUGAUCUUGCCUAGUUUCAGAUUCUUAACCAAUGAAAGCUCACCUAAUUCACCAAGGGUUUAUGUCCACAGAUUGCUCACAACUAAGAUAAGAUGGUGAACCAAACCAAGACUGAGGAGAUCUUAUUGCUAGGAUUUACUGAAAGUCACCAGCCUGAGAUGCUUUUAUUUACCCUUAUCUUGGUCAUGUACCUGAUGGCCAUAGCUGGAAACAUUCUGAUUGUUAUUAUCACCCUUGUGGAUGUCCACCUCAGGACCCCAAUGUAUUAUUUCCUCAGGAAUUAUGCCAUCUUGGAAAUUGGAUACACUUCAGCUGUCAUUCCCAAAGCUUUGAGCAAUUUGGCGUUGGGGAAGAAAACCAUCUCUUAUGUGGGAUGUAUAAGCCAAUUGUUUUUUUAUUUCUUUUUGGGCACUACCGAUUUUUUCCUUCUGACGGUUAUGUCUUUUGACCGUUAUGUGGCCAUCUGCAAUCCUUUAAGAUAUACCACCAUCAUGAACCAAUGUAUCUGCACUUGGAUGGUGCUGAUUUCUUGGGUUGCAGGAUUCAUCUUGAUUUUUAGUCAAACCGUAUCUUUUGCACAAUUCCCCAUCUGUGGCUCAAACAUCAUUGACCAUUUUUUUUGUGACAGUAAACCAUUGCUGAAGCUUCUCUGUGGGGACACACAUCUCCUGGAGCUGGUUGGCUUCAUCCUUUCUGUUUUUUCACUUCUAGGGACUUUAGCCAUCACUACAAUAUCCUACACGGUCAUAAUUUCCACCAUCCUUCACAUUCCAACUGCUGCAGGAAGGAAGAAGGCCUUCUCCACCUGUGCCUCCCACAUCAUUGUGGUCUCUAUUACGUAUGGUAGUUGCAUCUCUAUGUACCUCAUACCCAUGGAAAGUGAAGGGAAAAAUUUCAACAAUGCGGUGGCCAUCCUCAACAAUGUGGUUUGUCCCCUCAUGACCCCAUUUGUCUACACUCUGAGGAACAAGCAGGUCAAAGAUGCUUUGAAAGACACCUUGGGCUGCAAGAGGAUAACUAGCAAAAUAUGAGGAACAUCAACAUCCUUGAAAGAGGAAAGGAAAAAAAAGAGAAUAAAUGUGAACAGAGUAAAAAUAGAUCAGUGAUCUCUGUUCAACCUGUGAUUUACUAAUUGAUUGAUUGAUUGAUCAGACGCCUAUGUAAUUAUUUUGGAGUGGUAGUUGAGGGGUGAUGAAAUAUUUUAUAUUGGAAGUUUUGGUACUGGUUCAUUGCAAAAAGUUUCUUAAUGCAUGCUUACAAUAAAAUAGACUCAUCUAGUGGUGUUUCCUGUCUGGUCUACCUCACAAGGUUGAAAUCCAUCUUGCAAAUCUGAAAUCACACCAGUUCGCUCCCCCUAUCCCCAACUUUCCCUUUACAGGUUAAGAAAUUAGGAGAGUCUCUUCUGAGCCUCUUGGUCCACCCACAUACCUGCUGGGAUGAAUUUUACCUGAUUGUUCUGUUGACCAUCUCCCAUGGUGUUUCCCAUUUACUAUUACACUAUUUUCCAAGGCACUUGAAGGUAGGACAAGAAGCAACGGAUGGAAAGAGAGAAGCAACUUAGAACUAAGGAGAAACUUCCUGACAGUGAGAACAAUUAAC
This is a messenger RNA of Crotalus tigris (Tiger rattlesnake), 2826 nucleotides long. RefSeq names its product olfactory receptor 49-like. Lineage: Eukaryota; Metazoa; Chordata; Lepidosauria; Squamata; Viperidae. Gene Ontology annotation, molecular function: G protein-coupled receptor activity; olfactory receptor activity. The coding region runs from base 1320 to 2258 and encodes 312 amino acids. Gene Ontology annotation, biological process: G protein-coupled receptor signaling pathway. Gene Ontology annotation, cellular component: membrane. The record is from RefSeq and is a predicted model, not a curated record. The transcript has 4 exons.